GUCGCCAUUUUCAAUAUAGUACACGAUACGUUGAUUACUUAAAUAAAUCUAAAAGGGAUUGAAUAUUAUUUGUUUUUGUUCGUUUUGUGUACAUAAUAAAAAAUGAGUGGGAAAGAAAAUUCAACGACGGUAGUUAAACCUACGACGGGGACUAAUAUCAAAUCUUAUGGAAAAAUCGUAUUGACUCUACAAAAUUGUCUUUUACCUGAAGAAAAACUUGCUUCUACACCAUCGCAUUUAGACGGUUUAGAUGCUGAAACUGAAACAGACCUUCGGAUAUUAGGAUGCGAAUUAAUACAAACGGCCGGAAUUCUCUUGAAAUUACCACAGUUAAGCACAGUACAAAAAUUGUAAGUAAAUUCCUCUAUUACGAAGUUGAACUGCGCGAGAAUUGUAUAUCUAAUAAAAAUCUAACGUACAAAUUAAAGAAGAGGAAGGAGAGAGAACAUGAUACACGUCACGUUUUCUUCACGUAUCUUUCAUGAUCUCUGCAACACACGUUAUAAAUGCAUGGCAAAUAAGAUUAAGUUUGGUACAACCCGUUCUAUAUGAAAGUUGCAAUGGCUACCGGACAGGUGAUAUUUCAACGGUUUUAUUAUAGUAAAUCGUUAGUGAGACAUAACAUGGAAACAACAGCUAUGGGUUGUAUCUGUUUAGCUUGUAAAAUAGAAGAAUCACCAAGAAGAAUUAGAGAUGUUAUUAACGUCUUUAAUCACAUUAAGCAAGUUACUUGUCAAAAGCCGAUAUUACCAGUGAUACUUGAUCAAAAUUACGUAGCAUUAAAAAAUCAAGUUAUUAAGUCAGAGAGAAGAGUAUUGAAGGAAUUAGGUUUUUGCGUACAUGUCAAACAUCCGCACAAAAUUAUAGUAAUGUACUUGCAAGUUUUGGGUUACGAAAAGAAUCGUGCUCUAAUGCAACAAUGUUGGAAUUACAUGAACGACUCGUUACGCUCGGAUGUAUUUCUGAGGCAUCAACCAGAAACUGUGGCAUGUGCAUGUGUUUAUUUGGGUGCUCGUCAGCUUCAACUUCCUCUGCCAACUUCACCAUCGUGGUUCUGUCUUUUCAAAGUCAGCGAGUCUGCAAUAAAAGAUGUAUGCCGUCGUAUUUUAAAGUUAUACUCUAGACCACGAGUAAAACCAGAACAAUUGGAAAAGAAAGUAGAAGAGUUACGUCGCCAAUAUGAAGAAGCAAGGACUAAAGCUCGGGGUGGCGACGUUGACAGUCACACACCGAGUCCACCAUUGCCGAAACAUCACAAUGCUUGGGGUGGUUUUAUUAGUCGCAGUGGUACACAUGCUGUACCUGAAAGAACUAAGUCGCCCAGACGUUCUAAGUCAACCAGUACUUCCCCGUCAAAAGGAGAAGGAGCAAAACAUAAUAAAAGAAAGAAACAUGUUAGUAGAAGUAGAUCCCGCAGUCAUAGUCAUGGGAGAUCUCGUAAACCUAAAAAAGCACAACGAAGGAGAUCAGGUAGUCACAAAUCUUCACAUAGUCGUUAUAGAUCCCAUAGUCGUUCUCGGGAAAGAGAUUCUGAAAAAUCAAGUAAACAUCGUAGUAAACGUAGAAGACACUAAAUAAUAAUUGACUUUAAUUACUAAAUUAAUAUAGAUAUCUAAUUGAACAAAAGAAUAUGGAUAAUUCUAUGAUAAAAUUUUAUCUUUAAAGAGGAAUAAGAACUUUUGCUUUAAAAAGUUGUAACGUUUGUAAUUUGUAAUCUUUGUAAAUAAAACGUCAUUUUGAAAUAUGCUAUUUAA
Polistes canadensis is the source of this 1754-nucleotide messenger RNA. RefSeq names its product cyclin-L1. The coding region runs from base 549 to 1574 and encodes 341 amino acids. NCBI's taxonomy places the organism in Eukaryota, Metazoa, Arthropoda, Insecta, Hymenoptera, Vespidae. The record is from RefSeq and is a predicted model, not a curated record. Gene Ontology annotation, biological process: regulation of transcription by RNA polymerase II. Gene Ontology annotation, molecular function: cyclin-dependent protein serine/threonine kinase regulator activity. The transcript has 6 exons. Gene Ontology annotation, cellular component: nucleus.